AUGUUGAACUUCAAGCCAUCCAUCAAAGAGAUUUUGUUGAAAUCAUUAAAUAGUCACUAUUUUCUUAAUAUUUGCAAUAGCAGUUUAGAAUACUCACGAACACAAAUCUAUUUUUAUCUGAUCAUAGCCAAUUUAUGAGACUUUGUUCGUUUAUCUAUUAUGAUACUAUCAAGCUUUAUCAAUUUCAUAAAAUCCGCAAAUCAAAACUGGAGAAUUAAAUCUCUUAUGCGUAAUCCUUAUUAUAGAAUCUUAUAA
Blepharisma stoltei is the source of this 255-nucleotide messenger RNA. NCBI's taxonomy places the organism in Eukaryota, Ciliophora, Heterotrichea, Heterotrichida, Blepharismidae. The record is from the annotation of a GenBank genome assembly.